GUUGGACGGAGAUCCCGAGAUGAAUAUCUCAAGGUGGCAUACCGAGUGCUCCCUCCUCCCGUUUUCCCCCGUAACAACAAUGCUGUAAAUUAAGUAGGGCGGAGAGAGAGACACACACAGAGAGAGAGAAGGAGAGGGAGAGAGACUGAGAGAGACACAGAGAGAAAGAGAGAGGGGGGAGAGAGAGAGAGACUGAGAGAGAGGCAGAUACACACACACACACAGACUGAGAGAGAAAGAGAGAAAGAGAGAGGGAGACAGAGAGAGACGGAGAGAAAGAAAGGGAGAGAGAGAGUGAUUGAGAGACAGAGAGACAGAGAGAGAGAGAGGGAGAGGGAGAGAGACUGAGAGAGACACAGAGAGAAAGAGAGGGGGUGAGAGAGAUUGAGAGAGACACAGAGAGACACAGAGAGUGAGGGAGAGGGAGAAAGAGAGAGAUUGAGAGAGACACACAGAGACACACACAGAGAGAGGGAGAGAGACUGAAAGAGAGGCAGACACACACACACACACACACACACAGAGAGAAAGAGAGAGGGAGGGAGACAGAGAGAGACACAGAGAGAAAGAGAGGGAGGGAGAGAGAGAUUGAGAGAGAGACAGACACACAUACACACAGACUGAGAGAGAGAGAAAGAGAGGGAGGCAGGGAGACAGACACAGGCAGAGACACAGAGAGAAAGAAAAAGGAGGGAGAGAGAGAGAUUGAGAGAGAGACAGAGAGACACACAGACACACACUACAGAGAGAGAGACACAGAGAGGGAGGGAGACACAGAGAGACACAGAGAGAAAGAAAGGGAGGGAGAGAGAGAGAGAGACAGACACACACACACACACACACACACACACACAGAGAGAGAGAGAGAGAGAGAGAGAGAGAGAGAGAGAGGUGUGUGUGUGUGUGUGUGUGUGUGUGUGUGUGUGUGUGUAGGUGAACCUGAGGUCACUUUAUGAGUUCCUCUGGAGCCAGAUGGCUUCAUUUCUUCAACGUCCUUGUUUCCAGAAGUCCUAGCUCAAGUCCUCCUUCUGAUCUUCUUCCUAAUACUUGGGUGGGUGAAGAAGGAACCUAAGCAAAGAUAAUCACCCCGUUCCGGAGGUUGAUAUUGUGUGCGGAGAAUAGAAAAGAGAUGGAAGACUGGAUUAGUUCGCUCAAGUCCGUCCAGUCCCGAGAACAUUACGAGGCGGCCCAAUUUAACGUGGAGCAUUUCUCAGGGAUGCACAACUGGUAUGCUUGUUCCCACGCGAGGCCAACUUUCUGCAACGUUUGCCGUGAGAGCCUCUCCGGAGUCACUUCCCACGGUUUGUCUUGCGAAGUAUGCAAGUUCAAGGCUCACAAAAGAUGUGCGGUUCGGGCAAUAAAUAAUUGCAAAUGGACAACGUUGACUUCAAUUGGAAGAGAUAUCAUUGAGGAUGAAGAUGGUGUAGCCAUGCCUCAUCAGUGGUUAGAAGGCAACCUUCCGGUCAGUGCCAAAUGUGCGGUGUGCGACAAAACCUGUGGCAGUGUUCUCCGCCUGCAAGAUUGGAAGUGCCUGUGGUGUAAGACAAUGGUGCACACGGCGUGCCGAGACUCGUAUCCGCGCAAAUGUCCCCUCGGCCAGUGCAAAGUCUCAAUUAUUCCGCCCACAGCACUGAACAGCAUAGAUUCGGACGGUUUCUGGAAAGCCACCUGUCCACCCACCUGUGCCAGUCCUCUCUUGGUUUUUGUGAAUUCGAAGAGCGGAGACAAUCAGGGCGUGAAAUUUCUCCGGCGCUUCAAGCAGUCCCUAAACCCAGCUCAGGUUUUCGAUUUAAUGAAUGGGGGACCCCACUUAGGUUUACGAUUAUUCCAGAAGUUUGACAAUUUCCGAAUCCUGGUGUGCGGGGGAGACGGGAGUGUCGGCUGGGUCUUGUCUGAAAUUGAUAAACUCAACCUACAUAAGCAGUGUCAUUUGGGAGUGUUACCGCUUGGGACGGGAAAUGACCUCGCCCGGGUUCUCGGUUGGGGAGGUUCCUGUGAUGAUGACACACAACUGCCUCAAAUUUUAGAAAAAUUAGAACGAGCUAGCACCAAAAUGCUCGACAGGUGGAGCAUCAUGUCGUAUGAACUGAGGAUGCCAUCCAAGCAAUGCAUCCUUCCAGUUACUCCCGAAGAAGACGCUGACGAUUGUCAGAUGUCUGCAUAUGAGGAUUCAGUUGCCACACAUCUGACAAAAAUCCUUGAUUCGGAUCAACACUCCGUUGUGAUAUCGUCCGCCAAGAUCUUAUGUGAAACUGUGAAAGGAUUUGUGGCCAAAAUAGGGAAGACUUGUGAGAGACCAGAGGAAAAUACAGAAACGGACGCCAUGGCUAUAAAAUGCUCGGAACUGAACGAGAAGUUAAGCCUCCUGCUCCAGGCUCUCCACUCUGAAACCCAGGUUAGUCCAAGCCUUUCCCACAUGGCUACGAUCCCCAUCGCUGAGGAAGAACCGGACGAGUCAUCGAGUGAAGAAUCUUUGUCGGAUGCCAAAGAACUGUUCACCGAGAACAACGCAGCAUCUCCGACCCAACAGAUGUUCAAAUCCCGAGAGCAGCUGAUGCUACGGGCCAACAGCUUAAAGAAAGCUCUGAGACAGAUCAUUGAGCAAGCAGAAAAAGUGGUGGAUGAACAGAAUGCACAUAGUGAAGAUCAAUUAAACCAGGCCACGAUGGACUAUAAUAAGGAAUUAGAGGAAUCCAAGGAAGAAAAAGACGAAGACACCAAAGAAUAUGAAUGUCAUCCGAUCCCAGUUGGUGUCGCCAGCAAGGAAAAUCUUCCAGUCCUGAACACAAGAAUAAUUUGUCCAGGUCUGAGAGCGGGUCUUGCUGCCUCUAUUGCGGGAAGCUCCAUUAUCAGCAAAAUGUUACUAGCAAAUAUUGAUCCGUAUGGCGCCACCCCUUUUAUUGAUCCUGACCCAGAAUCGCUGGAAGGCUAUUCAGAGAAGUGCGUCAUGAACAAUUAUUUCGGCAUCGGGUUGGACGCGAAGAUUUCAUUAGAAUUUAACAACAAGCGGGAGGAACAUCCUGAAAAAUGCAGAAGCAGGACCAAGAACAUGAUGUGGUACGGAGUCCUUGGUACGAAAGAGCUGUUACAACGGACUUACAAAAACUUAGAGCAGAAAGUUCAACUCGAGUGCGAUGGGCAAUAUAUCCCUCUUCCUAGCCUUCAAGGCAUAGCCGUUUUGAACAUCCCAAGCUACGCUGGUGGGACAAAUUUCUGGGGUGGAACCAAGGAAGAUGAUAUCUUCGGGGCGCCAUCGUUCGACGAUAAAAUCUUGGAGGUGGUGGCGGUAUUUGGCAGCAUGCAGAUGGCCGUUUCCCGGGUGAUCAAACUCCAACAUCAUAGAAUAGCCCAGUGCAGGGCGGUGAAGAUCACGAUACUUGGGGAUGAAGGAGUACCUGUUCAGGUCGAUGGGGAAGCUUGGAUUCAGCCCCCAGGCAUCAUUAAAAUUGUGCACAAGAACCGAGCCCAGAUGCUAACGCGAGACAGAGCCUUUGAAAGUACAUUAAAAUCUUGGGAAGAUAAACAGAAGUGUGAUUCUUGCAAACCAGGAUUACGGUCCCCGUUGUAUCCGCACCAGGCGGUGGAACUGGCUUCGGAGGAAGAGACGACACAGAUCCAGGCUUGUUCUCAGGUGGCGGAAGAGCUGAUUACCAGAAUCUGUGAAGCUGCCAAAAUUCACAGCCUCCUGGAGCAAGAACUGGCUCAUGCAGUGAAUGCUUGUUCUCAUGCUUUAACCAAAGGCGGCCCGAAAUUCCCUGAGAUCCUUACCAGAAAUACCGCGCUGGAAAUAGCUGCCACUGUGAAGGCAUUACAUGAUGAAACGGAGUCCUUGUUAAUUGGGAAGGUCUCAUUGCAAUUGGAAUCCCCUUGCGAGGAGUUGCUGGUGUCGGCGGUGCACAAUCUGGAGACCGAACUGAGAAAGUUGGGCGAAAUUCCUUGGCUCUGCUAUAUUCUGCAGAUGAAUGAUGAUGAGGAUCCUCCUUUGGAAUACUGUAAGAGAAACAGCCGAAGUACCAUGUUUCGUAUAGUGCCAAAGUUUAAAAAGGAAAAGGUUCAAAAACAGAAGACUGGCACCCAGCCUGUUCAGAAAUGGGGCACGGAUGAAGUCGCUUCUUGGUUGGACCUGCUGAGUUUGGGAGAAUACAAAGAAACUUUCAUCAGCCACGACAUCCGAGGGGCCGAACUUUUACACCUGGAGAGGCGAGAUCUGAAGGAUUUGGGGAUAACGAAAGUGGGUCAUAUGAAGCGAAUUCUUCAGGGAAUUAAAGAAUUUGGCAGGAGCCCACCGUUACCGGAACUGUAGCUGUGCCAGCUGCUCCGUCGAGGAAGUGCUACUUACACAAAGGUGUAGAAGGACGUGGAUUCCUUCCGGGCGAGUAAAUGCCAGGUUGUGAGAAGAGCAUUAACUCUGAUCGGGGCGAGGUUUGAUGAACCAGCUGAAUGAGAGUAUCCAAAAGGUUUUGUGGUUCUAAAUCAAUCUUUUAAUGACCCGAUAAUCCCUUGCGGGGUGGAGUCUUGGCAACUGAAUGGAGCUGAGUGUUUACUGGCCGGAUGCCCUUCCCUGUCGCCAAUGCAGAGUUUUGUCCAGCAGAUAUAUUCUCAUUGUGCCCAGAGAGAGAAAUAUCUGCCUCUACCUAGGAUCGAACUCACAGCCUCCUGAUUGUGAGGCAAGAGCUCCACUUCUAGGCCACCGCACUAUUGUUUUGUGGGUCUAAAAAGCCUGUGAAAUAUAUUACGAGAAGUAAUCGAAAUGUCUCCAUUACAGUAAAAAAACAAACCAACACCACCACGUUUCCCGGGUAGCAUGUACGUUAUUUGGACCCUGAUAAUCCUUUCAGGUUCUUUCAAUUUGCAAAUGACGAAUCGUUUUACAAAAUGAGAUUGUUCUGUUUUGACAAAUCCUUGAAGCUUCACUUUAUCCAGAGCCUCCAGUGUCUUCGUAGACUCGAUCCCAUCCGGAUGUUUCGGUGGUACCUCAAAACCAUCCUUCUCUCGGGUUUUUCCCCCCCCCCUCAUUGGCCGAAAAUAACGUUGGAUGCCGUGAACGGACAUGCCAAAACGCCCAAAAUGCCUGCCUGUUUGCAUGAUAACUUCUUACACUUGAAGAACUUUUAUAUCUGUUUUAAUAAGGUUUAAUUUAUUACUGUUUUUUUUUCAGGGGGCGGGUGGGUGUUAGGGAUUUUAUUUUUUUUCUCCUGAUGUGAUAGAAACAUGCUGCGUGUGGUGGACAUAACUGCCGUAUUCUAGCUGUGAAAAAUGUCUUCUACUCUGGCUUCGGGUAAUUUCAGAGUAUUUUGAAAAUUGCUAGAACACGGCAGGUUUAGGAUUUGGUUUCCUGAGGGAGAAUGAUCUGAACCUUUUAUCAACCUCAUGGUUGAUAAAAUAUGCAACGCUUACUCACUUCCUUAAAAGCAAACUCAAGUUGAAUCUCCAACGUCUGAGCGUCAAAAUGUGGCGGCCGAGCGACUCGAAGUGCAUCAGAUCUGAUGAACAUCAAGAUUAUGCAAUUUUAAUGAAAUAUGGAAAGGUUACAGAGCCUGGUCUUUAACGCAUGCAUUAAGCCAAUUAUAUAUAUAUUUUUAAAAAAAUCAGUUUAGAGAUGGAUUUAACUCAUCAGAAGUAUUGUUAUCCAACCAUUUUGUUAAUAUGGACUGGAAAAUUUGGUUGAUUGGAGCAGAAAAAAAGACAUUCCUUUUUGCUGAAAAUCAUGCAUCUGCUUCAGAGCCAGGAAACCUCGGAUUCUAGAUAUUGUGGAAUCCAGGAAGAUCAGCAGAGGAAUCCAGAAAAGUUAAGAUGGUAUCUCGAUGGUGGGCCCACUCUGAAUGAACUACAGCUCCCAACAGCCACCGCAGUUGUCUAUGGAGAUUCUCCAUCAUCCAAGGUCAAGGUUUUCCCACAGGUGUUUUUUUCCAAAAGACAACUGGACUUUCUUCUUCUUUCUUAAUUCCUUUGAAAAUGUUUCGUUUCUCAUCCUAGAAGCUUCUUCAAUUCUCAGUGAAGAGAACUGAAGUGAACAGAAGAAGCUUCUUGGAUGAGAAGCGAAACAGAAGCGAAACAAAGCACCUGAAGGCAGGACAAGAAGCCAUGGAUGAAAACUAAUCAAGGAGAGAAGCAACCUGGAAUUAAGGAGAAAUUUCCUGACAGAACAAUUAAUCAGGGGAUGACUUGCCUCCAGAAGUUGUGAAUUCUCCAACACUGGAAGUUUUUAAGAAGAGAUUGGACAAACGUUUGUCUGAAAUUGUAUAGGGCCGUGAUGGUGAACCUACGGCACGCGUGCCACAGGUGACACACGGAGCCAUAUUGGUGGGCAUGCAACUGUUGCCCUAGCUCAGCUCCAGAGCGCAUGUCCGCGCCGGCCAGCUGAUUUUCGGGCCUUCCGGUCCCACUGGAAGUUGGGAAAUGGGCCGUUUCCAGCCUCCGGAGGGCCUCCGAGUGUGUGGGGAAGGCUGUUUUUGCCCUCCCCAGGCUCCUAGAAAGCCUCUGGAGCCUGGGGAGGGUGAAAAAUGGGCUUCCAAUCCCACUGGAAGUCGGGAAAUGGGCCGUUUCUGGUCUCCGGACGGCCUCCAGCAGGGUGAGGAGGGCUGUUUUAACCCUCCCCAGGCUCCAAGAAAGCGUCUGGAGGGAGAAAAACAGGCCUACCAGGCCCACCGAGCCAUCGCAUGCCAAAACCAGGGGGAAGUGUGGGGAGAAUCACAUGCACAUGCGCGGGAGGGCAGGGCGCAUUGAAUUAUGGAUGUGGGCCUGCACGCCUGCGACCCCCUCAUGCUCCCCCUGCUUUUGUCACGUGACGGCAAAAAGGUUAGCCGUCACUGGUAUAGGGUCUCCUGCCUGAGCACGGGGUUGGACUAGAAGACCUCCAAGAUCCCUUCCAACUCUGUUAUUCUAUUCUAUUCUGUUUUGUUCUGUUGUGUUCUGUUCUAUUCUGUAUAUUUUCUAUUUUCUAUUUUCUAUUUUCUAUUUUCUAUUUUCUAUUCUAUUCUAUUCUAUUCUAUUCUAUUCUAUUCUAUUCUAUUCUAAAAAAAACCAAGUUCAGUUGUCCUUUGGAAAAAGCGCCUGUGGGAUUUCCCAUUUGUGGGCUCUUAAAUUCCUUCCGCCAGCUUUUAAAGCAUUACAAGCUAACCAUUAUACAGGGAACUGAAGAUUGUGUCUGAAUCAGGACUGAAUUCCAUUUCUCCAAACAGUCAGACCCUCAACUCUAGUUCAAUAGUUUGUUUCCAGGUUGGGUUUCUCUAACAACCCCAAUGUCCUGCUUCUCACAUUAAACUAAGUUUUUGUCCUCUUGGCUAGUGUCAGUUAUAGUCCUCGGUUUACAACUGUCCAUUUAGUGACUGUUCGACUUGUUAGCAGGUCGCGAAAGGAGAUCACAUGACCCUGGGAAAUUACAACCGUCAUAAGUACAUGCCAGUUGCCAAGCCUCUGAAUUUUGAUCACCUGACCACAACGGUUGUGUGAAAAAAAACGAUCAUGUCAUUUUUUUCAAUGCCGGUCAAUCAAGGAACUGUUGUAAAACGAGGAUUUCCUGUACUAAAAUUACUGAAAGUCACAGAAAUUAACUUUAGAACAAGCCUUUCAAAGCUUAACUGCCACUAAAGAUAGCAACAUCUACUCAAGAAGGGGAAUAUGAAAUAUAUUAAAUGUUUACUUACUUAAGAUUUAAGAUGGCUUAGUGGAUAUGUGCAAACACUUUUCAUGGAAUUGUGUGCAAAGCAAAGGAAAGCAACAGGGAUUUGGCUUGGAAAGCAAAUCGCUUGUAAACCGACCUCACUUACUGAAACCUUCGUGGGAAGUUUACGUAUUUUCUCAGCGUUUACAUCAAUAUUUGCCCCAGAUUGCAUUUGUUAACUACACUCAUUUUGAUAUUUUGCCAUACCUAUCGCAUUCUUGGCUCACAGAGUUGCAAAUACCGCUCUGCUAUGCACAAUAAUACUUUUUCUUUUUCUUUUUUAAACCCUUGUGGGUUAAAAAAAAGGAAAUAACAGAAGGCUGGCAUGGACCGAAAAAGAGGCUAUAAUUAUUCUUAAUUUAGCCACGAUUACUCGCUCUGUGCUUUUCCCCUUUCGGAAUAUUAAUAUGCUGUUCUAGGGAAGGGAACAAUGCAUUAGCUAGAAUAUCCCGAAUGCAGAAAAUUAGAUUUUUUUAAAAAAGAAAAAAAAAAAAAUCCUUGAAAUAGAAUUUUCCCUGCUGCUUCCUUGUGAUUUAAUUAAAGCCGUGUUCUAAAUUCGCACAAAAAGUUAGUUGUUCUUUCUAACUAACUGUGUUUUUAUCUUAAUCUUUCUUUUUUUUUUUCCCCAGUCCGGAAAAUAAAAAGAAAGUCCUUUUAGAAAAACUGUAUUCAGUCAGCAUAGCUAUUGUGUUUCCCCUCCCAACGCAUAAUAACUCACAGUUAUUUGAUUCCUAUAGUCCUAAAUUUUUUUCUUGAAGAUAGCAAGCGGAUGCGUACAAGGGUUUAAAAAAGGCCUACAAUCAUGGACUAGGGGUCCCAUCAGAGGUGGGUUCCAGCAGAUUCUAACCAGUUCUGGAGAACCGGUAGCGGAAAUUUUGAGUAGUUCGGUAAAUAUCGCUUCUAACUGGCUCCGCCCCAUCUAUUCUCUGCCUCCCGAGUCCCAGCUGAUCGGGAGGAAAUGGGGAUUUUGCAGUAACCUUCCUCUGCAGUGGGGAGGGAAUGGAAAUUUUAUAGUAUCCUUCCCCUGCCACGCCCACCAAGCCAUGCCACACCCACCAACCCACACCCACAGAACCGGUAGUAAAAAAAUUUGAAACCCACCACUGCGUCCCAAUCUUGAAAUUUAUUUUUGACUUCCUUCUUUGUGGAUACACCUGGAAGGUGGGUUGCCAGUUUAACACAGGUGGUCCUCGACGCACGACCACAACGGACCCCAAAAUUUCUGUUGCUAAGCGAGACAUUCGUUGAGUGAGUUUUGCCCCAUUUUACGAGCUUUCUUGCCACGGUUGUUAAGUGAAUCUGGCUUCCCCGUUUUGACUUUGCUUAUCGGAAAAUGGCAAAAGGUAGCUCACGUGACUGUGGGACACUGCGACCAUCUUAAAUAAGAGUCAGUGGCCAAGCGGCUGAAUUUUGAUCGCCUGACCAUGGGAUGUUGCAAUGGUCGUUAAGUGUGAAAAACGUCCAUCGGUCACUUUUUUCCUGUGUCGCUGUAACUUCGAGCGUUCACUAAAUGAAUUUUUGUAAGUGGAGAACUACCUGUAUUCAUUCGAUCUGCUCCAAUCUCCUGGUUUUCCCAGCGUUCGACAGCCACAGUGUGAUAUAUUUAGUGUUGAUCUACUUAGUCGAAGAAUAACAGAGUUGGAAGGGACCUUGGAGGUCUUCUAGUCUGACCCCCUGCUCAGGCAGGACACCCUGUACUAUUUCAGACAAAAUGGUUGUCCAAUCUCUUCUUAAAAACCUUCAGUGUUGGAGCAUCCACAAUUUCUGGUGGCAAGCUGUUCCACUGGUUAAUUGUCCUCACUGUCAGGAAAUUUCUCCUUAGUUCCAGGUUGCUUCUCUCCUUGGUGAGUUUCCAUCCGUUGUUUCUUGUCCUCCGACUUAAGUGCUUCGGAGAAUGCAAAAUUCUUAUUGUUGAAUGAGUGUGCCAUUAUCAGUGGAAACACACAAUCCUGAAUCUUAACUCUGGGUUCCAGCACCCUGCUGAUAUAGAAAUGGAUUUUAAUUCUAUAUAGAUAGGGUCGGUUUGAACCUGUCAUUCAAAAUGAAGGAUCUUCAUUUUAACAGCAACGAGGAUUAUAUUCGCACAAUACUGGAAAAAAUGAAGAUAUACUGUGAGAUGAAGAGAUAGUGAGGAAGAUGCUAGAUUGUGCAGAAAUGGAUAGAUUGACAUUGAAAAUUAAAGAGAAAGAGAAUGUAGAAUACUAUCAAACAUGGAAUUUAUUUUACCAAUGGUUGGGGAAAAAAGGGGUGGAGAUUAACAAUGCAAAUUUGUAUUGUUAAACAAAUUAAAUACCCAGGCAACCCAAUGUUUAUUAAGCAGUAAGAAAUGUAUUUCAUAGAAAAUCUAUAUAUAACUCUGUAAAAUGGGGAAAAUAAGGCUGGUGGUGGGGGGGCAGGCAUAAAAGAAAUAAUGAAUUUGCAAUUUGAGAAACCGAGGAAUCAAGUUAUCUGAAUUAGAAGUAAGGAACUUCGGUAUCGUGCUGAUGGUAAGGGAAAGUCCUGAAAAGUCAUCAGGUUAAAAAUCAAAGAAGAGAUUAAAAAGCACAGAGGUGUUAAAACAAAAUACGCAGUGUGAGAUACUUAGUACGUGUUUACACAUUAUAUACAUAUAUAUAUAUAAAACCUUUCUUGCCACAGUUGGUAGGUCCCUGCAAUUGUUAAAUUAGUAAUGUGGUUUUUAAGUGAAUCUGGCUUCCCAAUGGACUUUGUUUGUCAGAUGGUCGCAAAAGAGGAUCAUGUGCCCCAGGAUGCUGCAACUGUCAUAAGUACAUGCCAGUUGCCAAGCCUCUGAAUUUUGAUCAUGUGACCGUGGAAAUGCUGCAAAGUGUGAAAAAACAGCUGUAAGUCACUUUUUUCAGUGCCAUUGUAACUUUUUUUUUUGAAAAAAGUUUUUUAUUUUUAUUUUUCGUCAACAUGUUUAAAUGUACAGUCUUUUAUCCAUCUUUAUCCAUUAUUCGUUCAUCUUCUUCUUUAACUUCCAUUAGGUGAUUAAUUAAUUAUUUGUUCGGGUCUGCUCUUUUACCAUUUCCUUCUUUUGUUUUCCUACAACCUUUCCUUUUUCCCCUCCCUUUCUUUCUCCUCCUUUCUUUCUUCUUUCCUCAUUCCUCCUCUCCUUUCCUACUUCCUUUCCUCUUUCCUCUCUCCUCUCUUCUUCCUCCCCUUCUUACCCUCUCUCCUGCUCUUCUUUCCCCUUCCUUCUUCCUCUCCUUUUCCCAUUCUUGUGCCAUUGUAACUUCAAAUGGUCACUAAAUGAAUUGUUGUAAAUCAAGAGAGAUUACUACCUGUAAUCUCUCUCUUUUUUAAAAAAUCAGUUUUUAAACAAGCUUUUGAUAAUGCACCGUAGAACCAUAAGCAGGAAAGGACUGGAUCUGGAUGGCGUUAAAGUUAUUUGAUUUGAAUCUAUUAAUUUGUCCAAUAUAGUAUAGAGCCCCCUGCUUAAGCAUGGGGUCAGACUAGACGACCUCCAAGGUCCCUUCCAACUCUGUUAAUAAGAAAUCAUAUGCUUCCAAAGGCACUCUCAGUGUGAAGAAACGGAAUAAAAUUCCCAACUGUUAGAUUUGUAAAUAUUUUCCCAUAGUAUGCUUGGUUUUAAUUCAAUUCUUGGAAAAAUUUUACAAGUGAUAAAUAAUGGGGAUUACGGAAAAUCGGAUUUCUUAAUACAGAAAUAAUAGGAACAUCUAGAUGAGAUUAUAGCUCGAUGUUACUCAACCUUGGAAGCUUUGAGCUUUUUAUGGACUUCAUGAUUGGCUGGGAUUAGAAGCCAACACAACUUAAAGUUUCCAAGGUUGGGUAACACCAGUCUAGACAUCAGAAUCUCCAUUUUUUGCCAACUAUUUCAUAAAAUUUAAAGUGGUUUGACUUUUUUUUUUAAAUACUAAGUCAAGAUAUUCAGGGAUAAUAAUCCUUGUGAAAAAGCCAGUUAGGUUAAAAAAUAUUAUGCGGACUCAUAAAACAGUUAUUUUUUUCUCUAGAAUCAGGACGUAGAUGAAAGUCACAAUUUUGUUCCCCAUGCGUGUGAUUUAGCAGUAGCUCACAUUUCUGUGCUUGAUUUCGUUCCUCUUUGGAGAAUGGUGAAUACGCCAAUCCCUCUAUUUUUAAAUAGAUGUAGGAACCAAAUUAAUUAUGCUAAGAGUUCACUACAAUUAAUGGGAGUUAUGUUAGCCAUAUAAAACGUCCCAUUGAUUGCAAUGAGUUGAAGUAUGGCGACAUCCACAGUCAGCCAGAGGCUGAAACAAUCUAAAUGAUCUCCGUCCAUGUGAUUAUUAGUUGAUUUGCAAUUACAGGUAGUUCUUGACUUACAACAGUUUGUUUAGUGACCAUUCAAAGUUACAACGGCGCUGAAAAAAGCAACUUACGACCGUUUUUCACAGUUACGCCCUUUGUAGCAUCCUCACAAUCACGUGAUCCAAAUUCAGACACUUGGCACCUGCUUCAUAUUUAUGACGGGUGCAGCGUCCCAAGGUUACGUGAUCCUCUUUUUGCGACCAUCUGACAAGCAAUGUCCAUGGAGGAAGCUGGAUUCACUUAACAACCGGGUUAUUGACUUAUCAACGGCAGCGAUUCACUGUGGCAAGAAAGGGACAAAAUUCACUUAACAAAUGUCACGCUUAACAACAGAAAUUUUGGGUGUCCGUUGUGGUCCUAUGUCGAGGUCUACCUGUACUGCAAAGAUUAGUUUUGUCGUUUUAAUUUCUUUACAGGUAUACUGAUCAUGAGAAAUAGGUCUGUAAUCCAGGCAGAGAUAAAUAGAUUCCCUGCCUGCAUCAUGAAAAAAUUGUGUGAAUUUUCCACUGGCUAUCAGCAGCUUUCAAAGCCCUGUAUCCAAUCUCUAGGCUCUCCAAAUUAGAGAGACCCUUUGGGAUAUUUUGCAAAUCACCCAGGCUGUGAUUUCUGCCUAGGGUUACAAUAAUGAUGAUAAUAAUAAUAAUCAAAAAAAUUUAAAUCUUAAAUCCGUGAUGAAAUCUGCUGAGCAGAGAAUGCUUUUAAGUUUGGGAAUUUUUAUUUACUAGUAUUUUUUUUUUAAGGAAGCAGUGAGUUUUGGUUGUUUACAAACUGUUUACAGCAGCACAGGUUUAUUUUUUAAAAUAUAUAUAUAUAUGAAAACCGAGAUAUUUAUUGCAUAUACUAUUUUGAAAGAUGUUUUAAUGUGUUUUGCACCUUUGGGAUAUAUUGUUACAUUGCUGUGUACAGACUAUUUGGGCGGUUCUGUUAAUAGUAAUUUUAUGAUUCCUUAAGUGACCAGUUUUUUUUUUGUGCCUUUCUAUCAUUGGACGCAUGAUUACUUAUUUAUUAUUGUAUGGAAGUCACGGAGACGUGUAUUUUUGUAUGCUGUUGGAAACGAUAAUUGACUUUAUUCUACUUUUACAAGAGCCCUUCUUUUCAAGGGGGCUUAUUUGAUCUUCCUUCCGAAAUAAACACAUGCAUACAAAA
Messenger RNA from Pantherophis guttatus, 13093 nucleotides. It is a transcript of the gene DGKH, whose product is annotated as diacylglycerol kinase eta. Gene Ontology annotation, biological process: phospholipase C-activating G protein-coupled receptor signaling pathway. Gene Ontology annotation, molecular function: ATP-dependent diacylglycerol kinase activity; protein binding. Gene Ontology annotation, cellular component: plasma membrane. The record is from RefSeq and is a predicted model, not a curated record. Lineage: Eukaryota; Metazoa; Chordata; Lepidosauria; Squamata; Colubridae.